AUGCUCCCUUCACGCGUCUGCCGGUCCGUCCAGCCUUCAGCCGCGCUGCGCUCGCGCGUCGCGCGCCAGUCGUACCUCAACAAGCUCGCUCGGCCACAAGACCUCGUCUCCCACUUCAAGAACGGCGACUACAUCGGCUGGAGCGGCUUCACCGGCGUCGGGUACCCGAAGGAGACGCCUGCCGCUCUGGCUGAACAUGUCGAGAAGAACAACCUGCAAGGCGACCUGCGCUUCUCGCUCUUUGUUGGCGCAUCUACCGGCCCCGAGAUCGAGGAGCGAUGGGCGCGCAACAAGAUGAUCUCGCGCCGGUUCCCGCACCAGGUCGGCAAGUCGAUCGCCAAGGCCAUCAACCACGGCGAGAUCGAGUUUGCCGACACGCACCUGAGCAUGUUUGCGCAAAACCUAACCUACGGAUUUUACUCCCUGGACAAGAAGGGCGGCGACAAGACCAAGCCGCUCGAUUGGGCCAUCGUCGAAGCGACCGAGAUCCUGAGCGACGGGUCCAUCGUUCCUGGAGCCUCGGUGGGCGCAACGCCCGAGAUUCUCGCGUCGGCCGACAAGAUCAUCAUCGAGGUCAACACGGCGCUGCCGAGCUUCAAAGGCCUGCACGACAUCAACCCGAUUGCCGCCCCGCCGUACCGCCUUCCGUUCCUCAUCACGCACUGCGCCGACCGCAUCGGCACGCCGAGCAUCCAGAUCGACCCUGAGCGCGUCGUCGCCAUCGUCGAGUCGAACAAGCCCGACAACACGGGCCAGAACGCGCCCGAGACCGAGGACUCGAAGAAGCUCGCCGGGCACCUCAUCCAGUUCCUCGAGGACGAGGUCGCCGCAGGGAGGAUGCCCAAGAACCUGCACCCGAUCCAGAGCGGCAUCGGCAACGUCGCCAACAGCAUCAUCACGGGCCUCGCCCAGAGCAAGUUCGAGCACCUGAAUGUCUGGACAGAAGUCCUCCAGGACGCCUUCAUCCCGCUCCUCGACACGGGCAAGCUCGACUUUGCGACGGCGACCUCGAUCCGCCUGUCGCCCGAGAUGUUCAAGACCUUCUACGAGAACUGGGACCGGUACUUCGACAAGCUCCUCUUGCGGCCGCAGCAGACGGCCAACAGCCCCGAGAUCAUCCGCCGCCUCGGCGUCAUCGCGCUCAACACGCCUCUCGAAAUCGAUAUUUUUUCGCACGCAAACAGCACGAAUGCGCUCGGCUCGCGCAUGCUGAACGGCCUCGGCGGGUCAGCCGACUUCCUCCGCAACGCCAAGCUCUCGGUCAUGCACACGCCCUCGGCCCGGCCGUCCAAGACGGACCCGACCGGCAUCUCGUGCAUCGUCCCGUUCGCGUCGCACAUCGACCAGACCGAGCACGACCUCGACGUGAUCGUGACCGAGCAGGGCCUCGCCGACCUGCGUGGCCUGUCGCCGAGGCAGCGUGCGCCGCUCAUCAUCUCCAAAUGCGCGCACCCGGAUUACAAGGACCAGCUCAUGGACUACUACGAGCGCGCGCUGCACGAGUGCCUCGCCAAGGGGAGCGCGCACAUGCCGCACAUGCUCCGCAACGCCUUCAAGAUGCACAUCAACUUUGAGGAGCACGGCACGAUGAAGCUCGACAAGUGGGACUGAGCGUGCGCGCCGCCUCGCAGCGUCGAAGCUUCCUCCUCGCCCUCUCUCUGUUUUUCUCUCUCUCUCGCAGUUAGAUCUUUCCCCCUCCCUUACACACUACAGCGUCUCUGGCUAGACUAUAACGAUAGAUCCGUUCCGUCCAUCCGU
Rhodotorula graminis WP1 is the source of this 1758-nucleotide messenger RNA. RefSeq lists its product as uncharacterized. The coding region runs from base 1 to 1611 and encodes 536 amino acids. The record is from RefSeq and is a predicted model, not a curated record. Gene Ontology annotation, molecular function: acetyl-CoA hydrolase activity; acetate CoA-transferase activity. Lineage: Eukaryota; Fungi; Basidiomycota; Microbotryomycetes; Sporidiobolales; Sporidiobolaceae. Gene Ontology annotation, cellular component: mitochondrion. Gene Ontology annotation, biological process: acetate metabolic process. The transcript is spliced from 12 exons.